Neurospora hispaniola is the source of this 222-nucleotide messenger RNA. RefSeq lists its product as uncharacterized. The transcript has a single exon. The record is from RefSeq and is a predicted model, not a curated record. The annotation marks the transcript as partial. Lineage: Eukaryota; Fungi; Ascomycota; Sordariomycetes; Sordariales; Sordariaceae.
GGGGAGAUGACCGGAUCUGCGGAAAAUAAUGAUACUGGAUUUGUGAAGGGAUUAUGCCGGGAUGAUGGUUGCGGGCAAAUGAGUGGCUGGGAUGAACUGGAGAAGUGUUCCGCGAAGGAGGAUGGCGGUUUGACAGGGCGAGGUGAAGAUGUGGUAAGUUGCUAUUUCAAGCACACAUGUUUUGUCUGGUUGUCAUGUGUUCUUGCCUCGUACUUGGUGUUU